CGCGACUUUCCACAGGGCAUCAUGUCCCACUCAUCCUAUUCGCUUGCAAUUCCACCGUACACCAACAAUCCAACUUGAUUUCCUUUCGAUUUACACCUUGAGGCAAGGGUCCUCUUUAUGCUCGAGUCAUGCGACAAAAGACGCGUUUUGUCUGCGUCUCUGAUACACAUGGAUAUACGCCCUCCGAAGCGGGCUUCAAAUUACCAGCAGGGGAUGUCCUGAUUCACGCCGGCGACUUGACAAACAAUGGAAGCCUAAAAGAGCUCCGCAGGACAAUGGAUUGGAUCUGCAAGGCCGACUUUGAAAUCAAAAUCAUAGUUGGUGGCAACCACGAUGUCACCUUGGACCCGGCAUUCUAUAAAGAACAUGGACAAAGCUUUCAUGACCAGCACCUCGAAGAUUCACAUCACUGCCUAAAACUCAUCACGGAGUCGCCUUCGGUCAUUCUACUUCGCCAUGAGCCCGCCUUGAUUCGAUUGACGCGAGCGGGCGGACCAAACACAGUAUUUAAAAUAUUCGGGUCCCCAUACUCGCAAUCCCAAGGGAACUGGGCAUUCGGAUACGAAUCAAAUGAAGCUGCUGCGCUGUGGGGUCAGAUACCAAUCGACACGGACAUCGUCAUCACGCAUACGCCACCACAAUCUCACUGCGACCAGAAACCGAACGGAAUGUUCGUUGGGUGUGUUGCGCUUCGUAGUGCAUUGAGCCUCAUCAGGCCGCACUUAGCUGUUUGUGGCCAUGUGCAUGAAGGACGAGGAUACGAACGAGUUCGCUGGCGAGGUAGGCUUACCAACACGGAGACAGAAACAGAAACAGAAACACAGCCAGUAUCUGAUUCAGUUGACCAUAUCAUUCGGGGCAUUCUGCCACCCGUGGGCAGCAAGAAACAGAGCCUAGUGGAUUUGACUGGCAAACGGGAUAAACGACUAGACAACGAGGGAUUUUCGCACCCUGGACAAAGACAGCAUGAUCUGGCAGAUACUCAACCGAUGUCAUCAGCCUCACUGGGGUCAGAGUCAUCUGCUGGAGUUCCUGAAAAGGCAAGUCCACGAAACUUGCUGAGCGUUCAUCCGUCCCUGGGUGCGGGUAGCCCUGGCUCCAGUAGCCGAGGUUUUGAUUACGCCUUGCAAACACUAAGAAAGGAAACCUGCAUUGUCAACGCCGCUGUUGUGUCCACUAGCUGGCCGCAUCAGGGGGGCAAACGGUUCAAUUCGCCGAUUAUAGUAGAUCUUGAACUUCCCGUGUGGCAGGGCGACCACGCGGUCACGAUCGGGUGA
This is a messenger RNA of Penicillium samsonianum, 1277 nucleotides long. RefSeq names its product metallophosphatase domain-containing protein. The record is from RefSeq and is a predicted model, not a curated record. NCBI's taxonomy places the organism in Eukaryota, Fungi, Ascomycota, Eurotiomycetes, Eurotiales, Aspergillaceae. Bases 129 to 1277 code for a protein of 382 amino acids. Gene Ontology annotation, molecular function: hydrolase activity. The transcript is spliced from 2 exons.